AGAGUAGCCUUUUUGCGAAAAAAACUUUUUAGUGAAAAAAUACCACUUUGCGUAUUUUUUACUUUCCUAACUACAUUUUACUACCCCGCAAAAGUUUUAUCGCAGUUUUUAGUAGCUCCCCUUUCUAAUCGAGUAAACUUAAGUUCGCCCAAAAUAAGAGAAAUAAAGUGAAUAUAAUAUGCGUUUUAUAAAAUAGUAUAUAUUAUACAUUUUAAUUUCCCUUCCCCUUCUAUAGCAAUUUUUCACUGUAUUAUCUUUUCUCCGUCUUCAGGCUGAUCCACUUUUUAGCAAAUUUUUUGUUCUCACAGCUUCCUUAUUGAUACCCCACAGUUAGGAAGUCACUUCUCCUGUGAGCUCUUUCGAGGUUGAAUUCGUAGAGAGCGCUUCGGACUCUUUUAGCCAUGCUCUAAAUUGAUACGGGCAGCUAAUUAGGCCAAGUUUGUACUCACGUGGUCCCUCGUUCGACGCGUCGAUAGGCCAAAUAGAGCUUAGCUAGCCAAAAAUUUUCUAAUGAUUAAUUAAAAAAAAAUACACAAUUAAAUUGAUCAUAGCGAAUUAAUAAAAGAUGAUGACCCCCUCUUACAUCCAACUUUUUUUAUUCACCUUUUUCGUUUGCGCUUGGCAAACCCCAGGCCGAUGCACCGUUGAUGAGAGCGCCGUGAAGGCUACCUCUUCCCAGAGGUGCGGACGAAUGUUGUCCGAAUAUGCCUCCUCCGAUGACGGACGUGAUUUCUCAGAUGAUACAUCCUCCACCGUUACGAGUAACGACACGGAUAGCAUCAUCUCCGAUUUUAAUGAAGAAGAUGAGGGUUACUUACAAAAUUAUUUAACGUCUAGAAUAAAUAGAGAAAGAGGAGAAAGAAGCAGAAGAGAGUUUUACGAUUACAUAGGAUCACUCGACAGUCUCGAUUCUGUAGGUUCUAGAAGGAAGGUGUUGAAGAAGGUUCUGUCUCAUCUGAAAAAACAGGAAUCAUUCGACUAUGAUGCGUUGAAGGACUAUAUAGAUGCCAAUUUGGAGGGAGAACAGAGAGAAAAAAUGAAGAUGUUGGUGGAUGAGUUGAAGAAGUAUAAAAUAAAAUACCUACACAUGAAAUCUCGAUUCAAAAGUAAUAUGAAAAAAUUUAGAAAAAAGAUGAAGAAGCAGAUUAUGUUUAUGAUUUUACUAGUACCUUCCAUCACCAGUUUAUUGGUAUUAUUAUGGAUGAUCAUUUCUAUGACUAUGUGUGGCCCAGCUGCGCUCGCCUGCGCUCCUGCACUUGCUAGUACUGUUACUCCAGGUGUUGUCGGUGCUGCUGCUGGAGCUGCCGCGGGAGCAGCGGGAGCAGCUAGUGCUGCCGCCGCUAUCUCCGCCCCUGCUGUUGCUUGUGGUGCCUUAGCCGAUGUGGUGGUCUCUAGGGGAGUUGUCUGCUGUGGAAACAUCUGCAGAAUGAUAUAUGCCCCCUUUCCUCUAGCCUUCUUGUAAUGUGUGCCCCAGGGGGUGGUGGUAAAACGUAGUUAGUGCUAUUGCUUUGAUCCACGCGUGAGAAGGAUAAGAAGUAGGCGUUUUUUUUACUCUAUAUGCAAAAAUGGCCCUGUUUGACCCCAUGGCAAACAGGUUACGUCCACAUUUUAGUUGUUACAAUAGUGUUAGAAGCAGCUUACAAAAAGGGCAAACGUGAAAGGGAAAAAAAAGAAAGAAAAGAAAAGAAAUAUAUAUAUUAUGAGUAACCCCCGUAAGGCUGUUACCCCUUUUAAGCUCAAUGGGUGAAGUGAAGAAAGUGAAGAAGCAGCCUCGUGUAAAUUUUCAAUUUUUUCGCACCACUUUCGUCGCUUUUUUGUGAUUUUUUCGCGGCUCUCAGUUUUGCUCCCCAUAAGCGGACACUAUGCAUGCGAAUAUAUUUACAUACCUACCGUGCGUGCAUUCCCCGUUUUUAAUUACACGCAUUUUACGUUACUUACUCGUUGCGGUGUGAAAUUUGCCCUUCCCAUUUUUUCGUUCAAAAUGCCGCCAACAUGACAGAGAAGAAGAAAAAUUCACAGGAAAAGGUAGCGCAUGCAUGCGGAAAAAAAAAAAAAAAUGUAAAUGUAUACAUAUAUGUAUGUAUGUGAUGAAGACGUAUAUAUGCAAACAUAUUUCCUUCCCAUGAAAACACUCAGGUGAUAUAUAUAAUGGUGCGUUGUUUCACUUGCGAAUGUUUUCGCCUGUAUGUAUAAGCCUCGUUUAUGCUCCUAAAAAUGUACACGCGUUAUUACACUUUAGAAUUAAGCUAGCAAUUUUGAACCUAAUCCUCAACCCUAACUUUUUUAUAACUUCUUUUAAAUGAUGCCUGAUG
Messenger RNA from Plasmodium vivax (malaria parasite P. vivax), 2312 nucleotides. RefSeq lists its product as hypothetical. The record is from RefSeq and is a predicted model, not a curated record. The transcript has 2 exons. The coding region runs from base 566 to 1462 and encodes 298 amino acids. NCBI's taxonomy places the organism in Eukaryota, Apicomplexa, Aconoidasida, Haemosporida, Plasmodiidae.